Molecule: messenger RNA, 903 nt
Organism: Saprolegnia diclina VS20
Lineage: Eukaryota; Oomycota; Saprolegniomycetes; Saprolegniales; Saprolegniaceae
Exons: 4
Coding region: 27-863 (278 amino acids)
Source: RefSeq, a predicted model, not a curated record
AAACCCAUAUCUUUGCAUCGACAAAAAUGGUGGUGGCGCCAAAGGAGCCGGUGGGGCCGAUGGCGUCGCUCCAGGCACAGAUGAGCGCGACGCGCUUGGGGCUCGGGAAGCUUACGAGCCUGCUCUCGGACGACGUCGGGCAGCUCCACGGUGAAAUGCACAACAAGCUGCACAUGGUCCACGAGAGCUGCAUCGACGGCCGCACCGAGCUUUGCAACGCACUCGACCGGCUCGAGUUUCGGUUCGAACACCAUGUGCGCGACUGCCACGUACUCGCGCAGACGGUCGAUGGCCUCCGCGAUUCCCUCGAGCAGCUGCAGCGCCGCCUCCGACGCACGAACGCCGACGUUGCGCAGCAGCAAGAGUUCAUCGUGCAGCAAGCAAACGCGCUUCUGAGCGCCAAGCUGGACGCGGUCGUACUCGAACACGAACGCCAGCUUCGCGAACUCGAGCGACAUGUGCGCGACCGCCUGCAACGCACCGACGACCAGCUCCGAGAAGCGGUGGUUGGCGCGACCACGCGCUGGGCAGAUAUGGACGCUACGCGUACACGCCACGACCACGUACUGCGCUCGGUGUUUGACCAGCUCCGGGAACUGCGCCACGACGUGGCUGAUGCGACGGCCACGCGGAACACUGGCGCGCAAGACGUGGAUGCGUCCUUGUACGAUAUGGAAGAGCGCAUGCGGCUGGACGCGGCGCGUCUCAACGAUCGGUUGCAAGUACUCGAGGCGUCGCUCGCAGCGCGGCGAUCGAGCGAGCUUCUGACGCUAGAGGCAGCGACAAAGGCCCGCCUGGACGGCCUCGCCGAGACGCUCACAGCUGUGCUUCGGCUUGUCCACGCGUUGCAUCGCGCGCCGUAGCUUCUCAACCACUUGAAUGCAUCUUUGGAUGUUGAGCCGA